AUGCACCUUGAGUCGUGCAUCGUGUGCGGCGCAGGUCCUCAGAAUUUGUCGAAUCUUUACAAGCAUUUGAGAAAACAUCAUGCUUGGAGUGAGGAGCGACUUGAAAUGGAAAAAAUUCGCAUAAAAGCUGUUACAAACCAAAACCUGGUAGUAUGCGACGAAUGUAACAAUGUAUACAGCUCGAAAAACAGCUUAGGAAGGCACAAACAGCGAUUUCAUGCAAAAGAACCAGCUCGAAUAUUAAGCGUUGUAUGUCCGGUAUGUGGUGAACGUUUUUAUAGUCAGUCGGAUUUGGCUAAUCAUUGCGGAAGUUCACACCGUAGUGAAAAUGAGAUUUCACCUGAUUUUUCGGUAUUUCGUGGAUGUUUCAGCAACAUCGCAACAUUUGAGGUGUUUGAACAAGUCGAUGGUGUUAUCGUAUACGAAUGUUGUAUUGGACAUCUGGGACACGCCGUAAGGAGUGAAUAUCUGCGACUAUUCAGUGAUGACAUAAAAGAAGCGAUGGAUAUGCUAAAGAUGGGUAUCGAGUUAACUGUAAGUUAUUAG
Cooperia oncophora is the source of this 546-nucleotide messenger RNA. The record is from the annotation of a GenBank genome assembly. NCBI's taxonomy places the organism in Eukaryota, Metazoa, Nematoda, Chromadorea, Rhabditida, Trichostrongylidae.